AUCACUAAAUACUUAAUCCAAUACUACUUCCCCUUCAUACAAUUUUCAAAAUCGUAUAAAAAUAUGAAUUGUUUUGUGAAACAUUCCUAGCACCACCGAAGACUUAGUCCAACACUACUCCAGCUAGUUUGAGGUUAUCAAACGCACUUGUAACACAUAUAUACUUUAUCAAAAUGAGUAGGUACAACACUUAUCAUUAGCCAACAAUUGAUAGCACACAUAGUGUCACAAAAACCGAACACAAAUUCUAUUAAAAAUUAUCUACUUGACAAACCAAGUCCGUAGAUAUAGAAGUUUAAGUAGAAGUUUGAUGCAAUAAGAUUCUGACACUUGACUCUGUGUUUUGCUUGCAUGUAUAAGAGGUAUACGUAUACAGGGGUGUGUAAGGGGUACAUAAUGUAAUAUCUAUAAGGAUAUACAUAUGUAGAAGGAAUAUAUACGCAUGUAUAUACAGACAUGAUGUGGUAGAGGAGUCUUAUUAGGUUCAGGGGUCAUUUAUGACUAGCUAGUUAAUGUUCUGGAGCUAUUUGGCAGCCAUUAAGUGUUCAUUUUAUGUCAGUAAGCUAUACUAGUUGCACAUGACAGUAGAUAGUCAAACUCUUGCGUUUUUCACUUUGUAUGUACCAAGUAGUUUGUACCUAUCAUUAGAAAGAGAAAAUAGUACCCUUCCUUUCUUGUCUUCUUUCUAUAACAACAGACCCGAUGCAGACAAAGUAAGAACCUCAAAAAUUUGAUUAUACAGACACGUGCCACUAGCACGCCCUACUGAUAUACAGUCUAAACGUUCCGUAAAAGUUAUUCAUAAGCUUCCAUUUAUUAAUGCUACUUCAUAUUCAAUCAAUUACCUAAAUUGCUCAUAAAAUACAAUAAAAAUGCGACUAUAAACAAAAGCUUUACUAACAAAAGCUAAGGCAGGCUGACAAAGGGUUAACAAAAGUAGCAAGCUUACGAACGUCCGUAUACGUCAGAUGAUCGGAUCCUCCCCCAUCUAAGACACCGAUGAUUAUUAUUUGCGAAGAGUCAUAAAUAAUAAGGGAGAUUACGUAGGUCGGUAGCCGAGGUAUAAUUGAAUCAAAAUAAUGUAGAGGUAUCGUGUUGUACGCUCGGCCAAUCAUAACUCAGGUGAGGCUAUCUGGUCUCUGUGUGUCGGUCCGCGAGGCUACGGGGGAUGCGCCGAGGUUCCUCUAUAUAAAGGGUGUCAUCUCUAACCCCGGACACUCGUUCCACCACCAACAGGCCGCAAACGUCGCCGUCGCAAAACGCGUUAGUCGUACACGACCGCGAUUUCUCUUCUUCCUCCUCUUCUUCUUGUUGUUGUUGCUCCUCUGUUUUAUCCGCGAGAAGAUACCAACCCCCUCGAUCGGUAGACAGCGUACCCCUCUUGCGACAUGACCCUGUUAUCCUCCCUGUACGUGUUGCCCUUCCUCUGCAACUACGUUUUGGUAUCCUCAUCGAUACUGACUCCACUGAAAGCGGACGGCAGCCUCAGAAUCUUCAAGGACCCCUCCAGCGACUUCGACUACGUGUUGAAGAGACACAGCAACGUGGAUGGCCGUUCCGAGGACCCCGACUCGAAGGAACGACGAAGCAACGUCGGCUCUUCCUUCAUUAGAUACGGCCGCAGCGAUCCUGACGUCAACGUCGGUAAAACCUUGAACAGCGACGAUGGCAGCUCUAAAGUUAACAGGUAUCCCCGAUGGAAGUCGCCGGAUAUUGUCAUCAGGUUCGGAAGAUCGGGAUACAAGGCCAUGAACGAAAACAGGGAGUACAAGAGGGGAAGGAACGACUUGAACUUCAUUAGAUACGGUCGUAACGUGCAAACGUACCCCGUAGAGAUCGACAUGACAACGCUAUGUUCGGACUUACUAUCAAACGAAGAUUUAAAGGACUUUCAUCCGUACGAGACGAGGUUGCUACGUCUCUGCAACAUCUUGAACAACAUCGAUGGCGAUCACAGGAACAGUCUGGACUUCCUAGAGGAAAGAAUCGAUUCGAAACACGACUAGAAUCGUGGUCGAUCAUUAUUUCGCUCGAAUUCAUCGGGGUUUGUGUCGCUCGGCACAAGAAACAUGGCGACUCAACUUCCGGAACACUUCACCGCAUUGGAUCCUGAAAUUCCGACGGGCAACCUUAUUAUCAGCCGCCAUAUUUAUUAAAUUAUACGUCAGAUGAAAGUGUACUUAUCGUUUCACUCGGAGCGUCUUUUCUUUUGUGGAAUAUGAAAACUGGGGGGAAUUGAUGUAAAUUGAGGGAGUGGUCUUCGAGUAAUUCGAUCUUUGAAUAUUUUGUUAGUUGGGGUACUUUAUUUUUAUCCUGCGGAUUUUUUAUAUUUAGUCUGGG
Molecule: messenger RNA, 2340 nt
Organism: Megachile rotundata (alfalfa leafcutting bee)
Lineage: Eukaryota; Metazoa; Arthropoda; Insecta; Hymenoptera; Megachilidae
Product: FMRFamide-related peptides
Source: RefSeq, a predicted model, not a curated record